This is a messenger RNA of Aptenodytes forsteri (emperor penguin), 2340 nucleotides long. Its product is annotated as probable beta-D-xylosidase 2. Bases 1 to 2217 code for a protein of 738 amino acids. The transcript is spliced from 13 exons. Gene Ontology annotation, molecular function: xylan 1,4-beta-xylosidase activity; alpha-L-arabinofuranosidase activity. Gene Ontology annotation, cellular component: plant-type cell wall. Lineage: Eukaryota; Metazoa; Chordata; Aves; Sphenisciformes; Spheniscidae. The record is from RefSeq and is a predicted model, not a curated record. Gene Ontology annotation, biological process: xylan catabolic process; arabinan catabolic process.
AUGCUGGAGGUGGACACGGCCCCCCCCCCGAGCCAGCUGGCCACCAAGCUCACCCACAUGGAGACGCAGGUCUGCCCGGUGCCAAGCCAAACCCCAGCUGUCACCGUGCCGUUUGUCUUACGGGAGCAGCCGUGUGAGAAAGCUGCAGAGCAAACGUCGCCGUGUGCCCGGGGGCUGCCCGAGCCGCACGUGCUGCUCCGGGCCACGCAGUGCCGGCCCUCGCUGGCUGGGGAGUCACCUGGCCAGGCCCUGGGACACGUGCCAGCUCCGGCCACAGCCCUGCCGGCGUGCUCACUCCGGAGCCACCGCCCAACCCCGCGCUGUGUCCCCAGGCUGCACACAUGGGACUGGGGCAGCACGGCCAGGAGGACCAGCAGCCUCGGCCGCCGGGCACCGGGAGCGGUGACCACGGCCACCGCAGCUGCUCCUGUACAUGGGUGCCCACCGGAGGAGACCUACGGGGAGGACCCGUUCCUGAGUGGGGAGCUAGCCCGCAGCUUCGUGCAGGGGCUGCAGGGCCAGCACCCCCGCUACAUCAAGGCCAGCGCCGGCUGCAAGCACUUCAGCGUGCACGGGGGCCCCGAGAACAUCCCCGUCUCCAGGCUCAGCUUCGACGCCAAGGUGCUGGAGCGGGACUGGCGCACCACCUUCCUGCCCCAGUUCCAGGCGUGCGUGCGCGCCGGCUCCUACAGCUUCAUGUGCAGCUACAACAGGAUCAACGGCGUUCCCGCCUGCGCCAACAAGAAGCUGCUGACAGAUAUCCUGCGUGGCGAGUGGGGGUUCGAGGGCUACGUGGUGAGCGACGAGGGGGCCCUGGAGCUCAUCAUGCUGGGGCACCACUACACGCGCACCUUCCUGGAGACGGCAGUCGCCUCAAUGAAUGCCGGCUGCAACCUGGAGCUCUCCUACGGCAUGAGGAACAAUGUCUUCAUGCACAUCCCCCAAGCUCUGGCCAUGGGCAACAUCACACUGCAGAUGCUGCGCGACCGGGUCCGGCCCCUCUUCUACACGCGGAUGCGGCUGGGAGAGUUCGAUCCCCCGGCCAUGAACCCCUACAGCACCCUGGACCUGAGCGCCGUGCAGAGCCCCGAGCACCGCAACCUCUCGCUGGAAGCUGCUGUCAAGAGCUUCGUGCUGCUGAAGAACGUGCGGGGGACGCUGCCCCUCCGGGCCCGGGACCUGCCCGGCAAGCGCCUUGCAGUGGUGGGUCCCUUCGCCGACAACCCCCGGGUGCUGUUUGGGGACUAUGCGCCGGUGCCGGAGCCGCGGUACAUCUACACUCCCCGGAGAGGGCUGGAGACACUGAUGGCCAACGUCAGCUUCGCGGCAGGCUGCCGUGAGCCGCGGUGCCAGCAGUACUCGCGGGCAGAGGUGGCGGGUGCGGUGGGGGCAGCCGAUGUGGUGGUGGUCUGCCUGGGGACAGGGACGGAUGUGGAGACGGAGGCGAAGGACCGGAGAGACCUGUCCCUGCCGGGCCACCAGCUGGAGCUGCUGCAGGACGCCGUGCAGGCGGCUGCUGGGCACCCUGUCAUCCUGCUGCUGUUCAACGCGGGGCCCCUGGACGUGAGCUGGGCACAGGCGCACGAGGGCGUGGGGGCCAUCCUGGCAUGCUUCUUCCCUGGCCAGGCCGCCGGCCUCGCCAUCGCCAGGGUCCUGCUGGGCGAGGCAGGGGCCAACCCGGCAGGCAGGCUGCCAGCCACGUGGCCCGCGGGCAUGCACCAGGUGCCACCGAUGGAGAACUAUACCAUGGAGGGGCGGACGUACCGGUACUACGGGCAGGAGGCCCCGCUCUAUCCCUUCGGGUACGGGUUGUCCUACACCACCUUCCAGUACCGGGACCUAGUGCUGAGCCCCCCAGCGCUGCCUGUCUGUGCCAACCUCUCCGUGUCCGUGGUGUUGGAGAACACGGGGCAGCGGGACGGCGAGGAGGUGGUGCAGCUGUACCUGCGGUGGGAGCAGUCCUCCGUGCCAGUGCCCCGCUGGCAGCUGGUGGCUUUCCGCCGCGUGGCUGUGCCGGCCGGCCGGGAGACCAAGCUGUCCUUCCAGGUGGUGGCCGAGCAGCGCGCCAUCUGGGCACAGGACUGGCGCCUCGAGCCCGGCACCUUCACCCUCUUUGCCGGUGGGCAGCAACCGGGCCAGCAGAUGCAGGCGCCCUCGGAGGUGCUGAGCGCACGGUUCACCGUCACCGGUGCAGCCCGGCCCCUGCGCGGGUGCUAGAGGUGGGGGCGGCCGCAGGGCUGGGCAGCCCAGGGUGCUGGUGGAGGGAAGGGGUGCACGGCAUCCCGUGUGCUGCGGGGAGCGCGGUUGUCUGCCUUGCAAUAAAGUGCCGGGUGCUGCUCC